Molecule: messenger RNA, 1694 nt
Organism: Calidris pugnax (ruff)
Lineage: Eukaryota; Metazoa; Chordata; Aves; Charadriiformes; Scolopacidae
Gene: FAM180B
Product: family with sequence similarity 180 member B
Exons: 3
Coding region: 219-809 (196 amino acids)
Source: RefSeq, a predicted model, not a curated record
UCUUCCAAGUUUCCAAAAUAUGACGGAAAAUAUCCUUCGGGGUCAGCAAGCUGGACGGCAAGCCCUUCCCAGGACUGCAACCGGGGAACGCAGAACAGAGGGAGCCUUUCCAAGGGAGGCUGCUGGGACCAGAGGCAGCGAGGGACGGGCGUCCCGGCAAACGGCGCUGGCUGCCCGCACGGCACCGUCGGCCGAGGGGGUGCCGGGCAGGGGCUGCCAUGGCCCCGGUGCAGCUCAACACCUGGCUGGUCCUCUGUGUGUUUGCUGGCUCCCAGAGGCUGACAGAUGAACAUCCUCACCGCAGGGACGAUGCCGGUGCAAACACCCCCCAUCGUGGCCCGGAGGACGCCGACGUCAUGUUAGAGAUGCUCUGGGGAGGGCUGGAUAUUCAGCCCAACGGGACGAUGCUGCUGCAGGACGAAGAGCUGGCCUCCCUGCGCCCGGUGCGGCAGUUCAUGCAGAUUUUAGAGGAGGAAGUUCCCAAAACACCACCAGAGGUUGAGCAGCACCUGAGAUAUUAUUCACUGACUGAUACCCCUUUGCCUCUCACAGAGUUCGACCGGCUCCUUUUCACGAGUGUUUACUGCGCCCAUCAGAUUCGCUCCACGCAAGGUCUGGAUAAAAAUCUCUGGAUUAAUUUUUUCUCUCAGGCGGUUGACGAAAUCUUUCGCGAUCUGUGCAAGGGGCUCUGCCCUGCAAAUACCACCCUCCUCCUGGCUUCUUGGCCCUGGAAGGAGAAGCCUUCCCAUUUAGCAUCCCUGAAACACUUCUAUCCUUCUAACCUGGCCAGGACAAAGAGAGACACUUGAUAAGGGAAACUACCGUAGUAAAGGACACACCUGACUCCAGCUGCAUCCUUGGUCACUUUGAGUGCUUUCCGCAUUAUUCAGGACUUUGUACAAAUAUGCCUUGCUUUUUGUCCUGCUUUCUGCAGGAUUUAUAUCUAAGGAUUUAUACACAAUCUUUUGUUUUUAAAUGAAAUAGGACAAACUAUACAGUGCAUUUUACCCUUUCUUGGUUUUGGGGUGGUUUUUUUCCCUGUUUGUUUUUUCUUUUCUUUUAUGUGGGCUGUGCUGAAGGGGGCAGUGCCACAUAGAUGUGUUAUCUGUCUCCAUCACUGGUGCUUACUGGGGAGAUGCCCUUUUUCCAGGAUGUUACACUGGUGUCCUCGCUGACUUCGUUUCAGAUAAUUCAGUUCAGCAUCCUUAUAUCCCCACUGAGGUUUCAGCCAAAUACAAUUAUCUCUUCUCCUCUCCAGUAACCAGCUAAGCAGCUUUUGUUGUUUUUCAUAAUAUAGGUCACAGAUUUCAUUUGAGCUUUUUGCUCAUGUAGCAUCACAUUUUAUGUGUCUAUAGUCAUUUCCCAUCUCAUGUGUUCCUUCUUCCUUAAAAAGCAACCUGAAAAUGUACAUAUUCCAUGAAGCUUUCUAGUAUUUGCAUGUCAUAUUUACACAUGUACUCUGCUUUGUGUCAGUUGUCAGUUUGGAAUAUACUUCCUUAAAUCUCAUUUCAAUUCCUAAGGAUUGUGACCUAGUUAUUUCUUCAGCAGAUUUUGUCUCUUCUAUUAAGGUUUUUUUUGUACAGAUACGGCACUUUACAAGCCAAACAUAAUAAAUACACAAUCUCGAUCCUCAGAACCAGAAAUACAAUCGUUUCAUAGAAAAAGAUUAACCUUUCUCUGUCCUACACAUUACA